Messenger RNA from Adineta ricciae, 1065 nucleotides. Lineage: Eukaryota; Metazoa; Rotifera; Eurotatoria; Adinetida; Adinetidae. The record is from the annotation of a GenBank genome assembly.
AUGAAGUUCUUUUCUUUACUCAUCUUCUUACUAAUCUGCUUAGUGACAUUGAUCUCAGCUGGUCGAGACUUUUAUAAAAUUUUAAAUUUACCGCGAACAGCAACUGUUAAUCAAAUAAAGAAGUCGUAUCGAAAAUUAGCAAAAGAAUUACAUCCAGAUAAAAAUAAGGAUGAUCCCAAAGCUCAAGAACGUUUUCAAGACUUAGGAGCUGCUUACGAAGCAUUAUCCGAUCCAGACAAACGUAAAAUUUACGAUAAACAUGGCGAAGAAGGUUUAAAACAACAAGGCGGCGCUGAUUCAUUUCAUGAUCCAUUCUCAAGUUUUUUCGGCGACUUUUUCCAUUUUGGUGGAGGAUCAAGAGAUGAUGGACAUAACCAUGUGCCUCGUGGUGGAGAUUUGGUCAUGGAUUUAUAUGUCACACUCGAAGAAGUUUAUAAUGGAAAUUUUAUCGAGGUUGUUCGAGCGAAACCAGUUGCUAAACAAACAAGUGGUUCGAGAAAAUGUAAUUGUCGAAUGGAAAUGCGAACAACUCAAAUGGGCCCAGGAAGAUUUCAAAUGAUGCAAGAGCAAGUCUGUGAUGAAUGUCCAAAUAUUAAAUUCGUCACAGAAGAAAAAGUAUUAGAAAUCGAAGUCGAAGCCGGUGUUGCAGAUGGAUAUGAAAUCCCAUUCCUUGCUGAAGGAGAACCACAUUUGGAAGGUGAACCUGGAGAUUUAAAAUUCACAAUUCGUAUUCAAAAACAUCCCCUAUUUGAACGCAAAAAGAACGAUCUUUAUACGAAUUUGACCAUUACCCUUCAAGAUGCAUUGAACGGUUUUAAUCUAACUAUCACCCAUCUUGAUGGUCACAAGGUAACUAUAAAUCGUGAAAAAAUCACAUGGCCCGGUGCGCGUAUAAAGAAGAAAGGUGAAGGUCUUCCUCAACAUGAUCAAAAUAAUAUUGUCGGUGAUCUUUACGUUACUAUCGAUGUUGCCUUUCCCAAAACUGAACUCAACGAUGAGCAACGUGAAAUCGUAAAAAAUCUGUUCAAUCAAGAGUCUAAGCACAGACUGUAUAAUGGUUUAUAA